CCGUCCCUCGUGAUGUGAGGCCGUAAGCUGGACCCGCAUCUGUCUCCGGUUUCUCAUGUCGUAUUCCUUCAGUAGCCUGACAUCGUGCACGCCUGUGCUCUCUUUCGUUCAUCAAGAGAGUGUGGGAUCCAUUUGGCCUGCCUUCGAGAACGGUAGAUUUGACCUUGCCAAGGUACAUUGGAGCCACCACAAUUCUCAAACACCAGCGUUUCCCUUCGGUAAAAAUGAAGGACACAACAAUAAUUCCCAGGAAACCACGAAUCCCUCAUCCUAUCAGGUGUACCUCACCUGCUCCUGGCCUUCCGUCCCCAUCAUCUGGUCAUGUCGACGAUGAUGACGCGCGCCACAGUCACACCCGUCGGUUCUCAGUCGGGGAGGGACAUGUAGGUGAGUAAGAGGCGAGGCCCGCUCCAUGCCGAAACUCAACUCACGAGUAGUGGCGCACCCACGCCCUGCUCCCUGGACGUAACCCAAGUCGUGACCCGAGUUGCAGCGAUGGCCACUGUCGUUGUGACACGGUAGCUACGAUCUGCGAGAGGCCUGAGAGCCUCGUCCGAGUCUCGACACGUAUCGGCCAUCGGAGAGAAAACACGACAGACAGUUCCAGGAAAAGGUGGAGCAUCCGGCUCCCCUACGCCCCCGUAGGGCAAGGACGGCACUAGGCGGAGUCAGAUGAGGUUGGUGGGGAUUUCAGAGUCGAAGAGGAAGGUGGCGAUGGUGAAACAAGAGACACGAAGCGUCCCUCUCUUCUCCUUAAAUAUUGGGAGCAGCACUCCGAGAUGAAACCUCGUAAGCGUGAGUGGUCGCGAGCAUCUCGUCAGCAUCAUCAUCAGAUGGGGAGAGGAAGAGUGGAGCUGAAGAGGAUCGAGAACAAGAUCAACCGGCAGGUAACCUUCUCGAAGCGCCGCAGCGGCCUCCUCAAGAAGGCCUACGAGCUCUCCGUCCUCUGCGACGCCGAGGUCGCCCUCAUUAUCUUCUCCAGCCGCGGCAAGCUCUUCGAGUUCGGCAGCGGCGAGGUAUGUAAAACACUUGAGCGGUAUCAAAGCUAUCGUUAUGCAUCUCAAGAAACUAAUGUGGAUUAUCAUGAAACUGAGACACAAAGCUGGUAUCAGGAAUUUUUCAAGUUGAAAGUAAAAUAUGAGUCUCUGCAACGAUCAUACAGGCAUCUGCUUGGUGAGGAUCUUGGAACACUAGGUGUGAAAGAACUGCAGCAACUUGAAAAACAACUUGAUUUGGCAUUGUCUCAAUCCAGACAAACAAAGUUAAAACUAAUGAUGGAGCAGAUAGAAGAACUCCAGAAAAAUGAGCGUCACCUGGAAGAGGUUAACAGGAAGCUAAAGGAUAAGCUUCAGGUGGAAGGCAGCUCUUCCAGGGCGAUUCAAAGGUGCUGGGAAUCCAAAUCCAUGGCUGAAGGCAAUCCCCUCCCCUUGCAUCCUUGUCCUGCGAACGCCGUCUACCCUGAACCAACUCUGCAGAUUGGGUAUUAUCAACAUUUUGGCCGCCCUGAAGCUGCCACCACAACGGGCGCCGUUGGGGAGAACAACGUCAUGGUGGGCUGGCUUCGUUGAAGUCACGCAGCAGAUCCUAUAUCAUGGACAAUUCAUAUCACUCCGCAGCAGAAGUCAAGCUCAUCACUCAAAACCUGAGUCUAUCCUUGUUCUCUGCUCAACCUGGUUCUAUCUUGUGUCUGUAUCAUCAGUAUUUCCAUUUCCUCGGCUUCCUCUUGUUUCAAACCUUAUGAAAUCUUAGAAUAAGCAUGGAAGGACAUUCUACA
Molecule: messenger RNA, 1774 nt
Organism: Musa acuminata AAA Group (dessert banana)
Lineage: Eukaryota; Viridiplantae; Streptophyta; Magnoliopsida; Zingiberales; Musaceae
Product: agamous-like MADS-box protein MADS3
Exons: 8
Coding region: 780-1568 (262 amino acids)
Biological process (GO): positive regulation of transcription by RNA polymerase II
Cellular component (GO): nucleus
Molecular function (GO): DNA-binding transcription factor activity, RNA polymerase II-specific; protein dimerization activity; RNA polymerase II cis-regulatory region sequence-specific DNA binding
Source: RefSeq, a predicted model, not a curated record